Molecule: messenger RNA, 570 nt
Organism: Stegastes partitus (bicolor damselfish)
Lineage: Eukaryota; Metazoa; Chordata; Actinopteri; Pomacentridae
Gene: mrps21
Product: mitochondrial ribosomal protein S21
Exons: 2
Coding region: 43-306 (87 amino acids)
Biological process (GO): translation
Cellular component (GO): ribosome
Molecular function (GO): structural constituent of ribosome
Source: RefSeq, a predicted model, not a curated record
CGUUUGCAGCCGGACGACAUUUGAUCAAGCAACGGUCUCAUCAUGGCGAGACACCUUCGCUUCAUUGCGCGGACAGUGAUGGUCAAAGAAGGCAACGUCGAUGCGGCGUACGCGACUUUAAACAGGAUGCUGCUUAGGGAGGGGAUUAUCGACACAGUGAAGCGCAAACGCUACUUCGAGAAGCCCUGCAGAGAGCGGCUGCGGAAGAACUUUGAGAACUGCAAGCGUAUUUACCACAUCGAAAUGGCGAGAAAAAUCCGCUUCAUCUCGAGGACGAACAGAGAGGAUCCUUGGCUCGGCUACUAGGGGAACGGAGUGUGUUGGAAAAAGGAUGGUGGACUGAUUGAAACUGAACCGACAGAGUGGAGGAAGCAAACAAGAUCCACACAGUGUCACCAUCACAUCUGGAGAGACUCGGACUAUUGUCACGUUGUUUUACAUUGUUUGUAGAUGUGCGACAAGUUAACAUUCGUCAGGAAGAACGCAGCAUUCCUUCUGAUUGUAAUGACAAGGUUAACGAGCGCCUUUAAAUAUUCCUAAUAAAUAUAUGACACCAUCAACAAAGACAAA